Messenger RNA from Malaya genurostris, 2022 nucleotides. Its product is annotated as leucine carboxyl methyltransferase 1. Gene Ontology annotation, cellular component: cytosol. Bases 164 to 1147 code for a protein of 327 amino acids. The transcript is spliced from 5 exons. The record is from RefSeq and is a predicted model, not a curated record. Lineage: Eukaryota; Metazoa; Arthropoda; Insecta; Diptera; Culicidae. Gene Ontology annotation, molecular function: protein C-terminal leucine carboxyl O-methyltransferase activity. Gene Ontology annotation, biological process: C-terminal protein methylation.
UCAAAUAAUCAAAACAAAAAAAAUCCGAAACCGAAGGUCGCACUUUUGUUAGUGAAAAUUUCGCGAAAGUACAUCAGGAAAGUGUACCCUCUUCACAUAGUCGGUUUUCUCCUAUUCUUCUGAGUUCCGCCGGUCGUUUACAGCUACAGAACUUGCCAGUGGAAUGGAGCCGCAAGUGUUUCAUCCGUGCGAUGAAGCGGUCAUAUCGACCAACGACGAUGCUAGCAACUGCAAACGAUCCGCUGUUAAAAUGGGCUACUGGAAGGACGACUAUCUAGGAUAUUUUGUGCGCAGCCCGGAUCGAAAAGCUCCCGAGAUCAAUCGAGGCUACUUUGCCCGGGUCAAGGGUAUUGAGAUGUGCAUCGAAAAGUUUUUCAAGAAAACCGGUGACAAGUGCCAAAUUAUCAAUCUUGGUUGUGGUUUCGAUACCUUGUACUGGAGACUGCGUGAAUCGGGCCACAUGAUAACCAACUUCGUGGAGCUAGACUUCCCUGCGGUGACAUCACGUAAAUGCUAUCAAAUCAAGCGAAAUAAAAAUCUGCUAGAGAAAAUUCACGUCGAAGACGGUGAAGUUCGCCUGAGUCCGACUGAUCUACACUCUAGCAACUACCACAUCGUUGGGGUCGAUCUGCGAAAUAUUGACGAACUGGCUAUCAAAAUGCAGCAAUCUGAAGUGGACUUCAGUAUCCCGACGAUUUUCCUAGCUGAAUGUGUGCUGGUUUACAUUGAACCACAGAACAGUAGCAAUCUGCUGAAGUGGUUUGCCGCCAACUUCCAGUCGGCGGUGUUUGUCAACUACGAACAGGUCAAUAUGAACGAUCGCUUUGGGGAUGUCAUGCUGAAUAAUUUAAGACAGCGAGGCUGCAGUUUGGCCGGGGUCGAGUCUUGUCUUUCGUUGGAAACACAGAUUUCCAGAUUCUUGAACUGUAAUUGGCAUGGCGCACGGGCAUGGGAUAUGGUGCAAAUCUAUAACAGCAUCCCGCCCGCAGAACGUGCCCGGAUCGAACGAAUCGAAAUGCUAGACGAGGCCGAACUGCUGAUGCAACUGUUCCAGCAUUACUGCAUCUCGGUGGGUUGGAUCGGAGACCUCUUUCAGGAUAUUGAAAUCACUGUUGAAAAACGACUAUCGUCGUUGAAUAUUGACUAAUCGGGCAGCGGAAGCGUGUUCGGAAAUCGAAUGGCAGAGAUUAUACUUAUUUAUUUCAUUCUAGAAUCCUUUGAUUAGCACCGUUUUGUUAUUUUCUAUUUUAUAAUCAAGAGAAGUGUGGAUAAAAAGUCACCAUUAUUGUCAUUAGUAAUAAAUUCCGCACGUUAAACAACGAUUUUUUGAGUUCUUGAAAAAGUAUAUACGGCGCAAAAGUUCUGUUUUGUUUUACUAUAAUCGGAUAUUAAAAGUGUUAGUUUUGCUUGUUUUUUUUUCAAAAACUGAAUCACUAAUUAACAGCUGAGUUCCACCAAGAACCCAAAGCUGCCGAAUAGUACGAAGGCCUUACUGAAGGCGUCGUUCCGAGAAAUGAAAUUUAAAAUGUUCACAUGACAUGUUUCAACUAUUUAUCAGUGUAGUGUGAUGUUUUACAACAAAUAACCUAAACGUAUUCAAAAUGUGCAGCGAUCGAGAAUCAGAAUGUAAUCAACCUUAAAGGAAAACCUUAGUCAAACGCUCCCAACCUCGACCUCUCCUGGGAUUGUCUAGUUGUAGAUAGAUUUUAACGAAUUGUUCCAUUUACACAACCAAAUGUUAUGUACGAAAGCAAAAAAGCAUUUGCAUUCUGUAGCUGGUCGCAUUAUUCCUUAGUCAUUCACACAAACAAAUGAUAGUGUUCCCUCGAUUUUCAGUUCACAAGACUGCGACAGUUUCAAUCGUUUCGAAUAUGUAUUUAGAUACAGUCAUUGUAGAAAAGCUAGAUAUCGUUUAGAAUUUUACCUUAAUCGGAACAAGUGUCAUCUCAGGUGUAUCAUUCUACCGAAAUUCAGUUUAUCCCCAGUUUCUAUACUCAUUAAUAAACACGAGAAAAAUGUGAA